Messenger RNA from Melanotaenia boesemani (Boeseman's rainbowfish), 4214 nucleotides. RefSeq names its product cysteine/histidine-rich 1 (gene zftraf1). The transcript has 6 exons. Gene Ontology annotation, cellular component: nucleus. The coding region runs from base 794 to 1924 and encodes 376 amino acids. Lineage: Eukaryota; Metazoa; Chordata; Actinopteri; Atheriniformes; Melanotaeniidae. Gene Ontology annotation, molecular function: zinc ion binding. The record is from RefSeq and is a predicted model, not a curated record.
GCCACAACAAAACAUUCCGCUGACAGUCAAUUCACGGCUGCUGCUUUCAAGUAGUUACUGGCGCUUAGUGUCCCUCCCACCCCAGAAACAGGCGAAAUAUUUACUUUUAAACUUACAGCUUUUAUCACAAGCCACAAUUUUGAACAUUUCUUAUUAAUAACGAAUUUUAUCCGCAGUUGUAAAAGAACUGGGGAAAAAAAAGAUGGCUGUGUAGCCAGAGAGACAAGUCCCAACAGAACUCUUGCUUUAAUCACCGACACGUCCUCUGAGUCCCGUGGACAGUUAACCGGUACCGGAGCAGGGACGCGGGGAGCAGCCGAGCAGGGCCGCCGUUGUAACCUGCUGUCAGUGCGAUUAACGGCAUCGAGAGUGCAACAACAGCUGAGAGAGCCCGAGUUGUUUUUGUUCUGCCUGGGCACAGGGAGAGGACUGCUGUGUUUGUGUCAACGUAGCUAGCCACAUAGUCUGCUAGCUUAACUGUAAGUCAACAAAAUUAGUCAACAUUUAAUCUACCCGACAGUAAUGAUUAAAUUUAGCACAUGAUUUCGUUAUUACACAAUAAUUGGAUUGUUAAAAUUCCUGUUCCUAUGUGUAGGGUUGCAUUAAUAUUAAGUUUGCCUGCGUUCCUUCCUGACAACCUGCUUCUGAAGUGUUAGCUUAGCUCACGCUAGCUCACUAUCAGCUGACCGUUAGCUCGACAGGUCGUAAGAUAGCCUUGAGCUAACAAGCUGAUAUUUCGGACCCAGCCAGGUCGAGGCAGGUAUAUAAUAGACACUUCUAGACAGCCAUCGCCAUGUCUUCACUGGACGAGAGAGACGUAGGCGUUGCGGCCGCCCCUGGCUCCUCCUCGGCCGGCCUGGGGGUCGGGGCCGUGGGGGCAGCGGUGGAGGCUGUCGCCGGGAUCGCAGCCAUGCAAGAGGAUGUUGCUAUACGACGAGAGGGGCCUGAGCCUGAUCCAGACGAGCCACCCAAGAAGAGGGUGAAAAUACCCGAGGGAGAGUCAGGAAAGCUGGAGGAGAGACUGUACUCAGUGCUGUGCUGCACCGUGUGCCUAGACUUGCCCAAGGCGUCAGUAUACCAGUGUACCAACGGGCACUUGAUGUGUGCUGGCUGUUUUAUUCACCUCCUGGCUGAUUCACGUCUCAAGGAAGAACAGGCCACGUGUCCAAACUGCAGGUGUGAAAUCAGCAAGAACUUGUGCUGCAGGAACCUGGCAGUUGAGAAGGCGGUCAGCGAGCUGCCGACAGACUGCACCUUCUGCCUAAAACAGUUCCCCCGCUCCAGUCUAGAGAGACACCAGAAGGAGGAGUGCCAAGACAGGGUGACACAGUGCAAGUAUAAGAGGAUCGGCUGCCCCUGGCAAGGCCCGUUUCAUGAGCUUCCAGCACAUGAGAGUGAGUGCUCUCAUCCAACUAAGACUGGUACAGAGCUGAUGGGAAUACUGGGAGAGAUGGACCAGAACCAUCGCAGAGACACACAGCUCUACAACAGCAUCUUUAGCCUUCUCUGCUAUGAGAAGAUUGGGUUUACAGAGGUGCAGUUCAGGCCGUACCGCACUGAUGACUUCAUCACUCGUCUGUACUAUGAAACACCACGUUUCACUGUUCUCAACCAGACAUGGGUGCUGAAGGCCCGCGUUAACGACUCCGAGCGCAACCCCAAUCUCUCCUGCAAGCGCACUCUCUCUUUUCAGCUCAUCCUUAAGAGCAAGGUGAACUCUGCCCUGGAGUGCUCCUUCCUGCUUUUAAAAGGUCCGUACGAUGACGUGCGGAUCAAACCGGUCAUCUACCACCACUCCUUCAGCAACGACACCAACGAGACUGACUAUGUUCCUUUACCCAUCUCCGACUCGGUGGAGUGCAACAAACUGCUGGCCGCCAAAAACAUCAACCUGCGCCUGUUCAUCUUCCAAGUCCAAAAAUAAAGACUGUGAAACGAGGAGGAGGAGGGGGAGGAUGGAAAUGGUGAAGAAAAAGAAGCUUGGUGAUUGAAGGCAAGAGUCAAAGAAAGGAUGUGAUGAUGAAAGAGAGACACCACUGAACCAUUGAUACCUCUUAACAUCUAGACACACAUAUACACACACACACACACACUCACCACUAAUUACACUUACCUCUUUGUACAAGGUAGUGAGACCCCUCUCUUGGGAAAGCUGUGAGUUGCUAUGGAGAUGAGAUGGGUGGGCUUUUAUAUGGGAUGGAGGGGUGGGGCGAAACCUUCGGCAGUGUUGCCAGGUGGCUAGUGCGUACCUGUGGUAUGUAGAUGAUGUUUCACUUCCUGACACUCGCAGCCAAAGGUAGCACACACACACACUCUCCAACCAAAGCAAGGUUUGCAGAGUGUGUUUUUUGUGUGCAUGUUUGUGUGUUUUAGAGACAAACUGGGUUAAAGUGGCAAAGCGUGACCAAACUCUGCUCGCAUGUUCGGACAUCCUCAAAACGUGAUAAUGUGAAAAUAAAGCAACCGACUCUACUGAGCUGUUCUUUGGUCACGUGGAUGCAGAUGAAGGGCUGGUAUGUGUGUUUUCCCCCGCUUUCUACACACUUGAUGCCUGAGUUUCCUCAACAGUGUCCUUCUGUUUUGGGAAAAAAAAAACAAAACAAAACAAAAAAAAAACAUUUAGUUUCUGAUUUUUUUUGUUGUUGUUGUUUUUCCAGAGCAGGUGAAAGACAGCAUCCCACUAUGUCUCCCCCACUUCUGCUUUUCAUCAAGAGGAGAGACGGCCUGGCUGCAUGCAUAUUUUAGUUCUUCAGCUUAUUCCUCCAGCUGUGGUUAUAUUUAACCUUCAUCACUAAUAGCAUUUUAUUUCUCUUUACCCCUAAUAUUUAAGUACCUGUGAAUGUUUUUAUUUUGGGUUUUUAGAGCGUGACUAGCUGCCUGUGUGUUUGCGUGAAUGUGUGUAAAGAGAUGAGGUCCUUGUGAACAACAGUGCAGUCGUCAAGGUCCUUACUAGCAAGGCCGGACCACCACUAGAACUUCCAGGGCCCCAGAAUGUCACUAUUUUAGUUUUGUUACGAUAAUUUAACUACUUUAAAAUGACUUGAUAAUUUGCAUCACUUAAAGGUAGGGUAGCAGAUCUCUCUAAAACAGGUUUUUCCAACUCGAUAUGGGCAACUUUUCUGCCAUAAUGUCCCUUACAUUUAAGUGUGUACUGUAAGCUCUGGCUCUUGCUUUGUUGCCUAUACAAGUGCUCCAAGCCUCUGAGAAAACAUGAUUCAUGCACGAAGAGCACAGAGGGGUUGAUGGGGGCGGGACAAAUGGCAGUUGAGUUAAGUAGACAUCACCAACCAGUCUUUUAGAACGGCCGAUUAAAAUGAUUGGAUGGUGUUUUUUCAGUCCUGUUCAUUCCACAGGUGACUUUUUUUUAUAUAUAUAUUUUAUUUUAAUGUUAAAGCAUUUAAUUAAUUGGCUGCAAUCUGGGUGUGAAGGGAAUUUACACAGUAAAAACAAAAAAAUGCUCCUGGAAAACAUCUCCUACCCUACCUUUAAGAAAAAUACAUUGUGAGAUUUGCAUUUUUAAAACCUUGAUUUGAGUAUUUUAGCUCAUAUUGUUGUCAUAGGGCCUUGUCCCUUUAUUUUAAUCUUUGUUUACUUUGCUAUAAAAUUUUUUAAUUGCUUUAAUAAUUUUUAUGUAAUCAAAUCUAGUUUAAAUGCUCCUAAAAUGCCAGUGAAAUUAUUCAAAUAAUUACAAAGUGAUUUACUCACACAAAUAUGGGGCCACAUAGUAUUCCAAUGUAAGAGUAUAUCUUUGAUCAAGAUACAGCGUUGCCUCUGUAUUUAACGGUAGAAGCAAACCGCAGCUCUUGUAGCCCCUUUUUCUGGUCCUGGGACCCCCUUGAUAGUUGACAACAAUCCAAACUGAUCAAUAACCUAUCAAUAAAAUCAGGCCAACUGGACUUCAGCAGCCCUCUCUUGAUUACCUUUUUUUGAGGGUCAGAAAUUUGUUGUAUGAUUGACAGUGUGUUUGUGUGUGUCUGUGCAGGGGUGGCACCAGGGGGGUUUUACCGUACCAUAGAGACAUAUUAGUGUUAGACUACUUGAAUAAAAACAAGAUGUUACUUACAUAGACUCUACUGUAAGGCAGAUAGAUCUCUCUCCUCCUGACCUCCAUGUCCUGUAUUUCUGUGUUUUAAUGCUUUGUCUCUAUGCCAGUGGACUCACUCAUCUCACUAUGGCUGUACAUGUGCCUUUUAUUAAAGAUCAUGGAACCUGCA